GACACACAGAGAGCCGAGCCUGAAGUGGGUAGUGUUUGGCUUGCAGGACUCCCGAGGGUGGUCUUCUUUCGCUCUCCAUUUCCUGGCGAGUGGCUCUUCUGGACGAGGAAAGGCUGCGGUGCCUCGGAGAGCUGCCAUAGGGAGUGCUGUCCUUCCGCGGGGCCCUUCCAGAGCUUGAGGCUCUGCGACCCCCCCCCUUCCCCGCCCAGUUAGGCUUUUACCUUCAGCAUGGCUGAGCUGAUCCAAAAGAAACUGCAGGGAGAAGUGGAGAAAUACCAACAGCUGCAGAAGGACUUGAGUAAAUGCAUGUCAGGAAGGCAGAAGCUUGAGGCACAGCUAACAGAAAAUAAUAUCGUGAAGGAGGAGCUGGCCUUGCUGGAUGGCUCCAACGUGGUCUUUAAGCUGCUAGGACCGGUGCUUGUCAAGCAGGAGCUGGGGGAGGCUCGCGCCACGGUGGGGAAGAGGCUCGACUACAUCACGGCGGAGAUCAAGCGCUACGAGUCGCAGCUUCGGGACCUAGAGCGGCAGUCAGAGCAACAGAGGGAAACCCUUGCUCAGCUGCAGCAGGAGUUCCAGAGGGCCCAGGCAGCAAAGGCUCCUGGGAAGGCCUGACCUCAUGGAAGGGGGUUGGGGAGGGAGGGAUGAGGCUAACCCUG
Messenger RNA from Acomys russatus (golden spiny mouse), 656 nucleotides. It is a transcript of the gene Pfdn6, whose product is annotated as prefoldin subunit 6. The coding region runs from base 229 to 612 and encodes 127 amino acids. Gene Ontology annotation, cellular component: prefoldin complex; cytoplasm. The transcript has 4 exons. Lineage: Eukaryota; Metazoa; Chordata; Mammalia; Rodentia; Muridae. Gene Ontology annotation, molecular function: protein-folding chaperone binding. Gene Ontology annotation, biological process: chaperone-mediated protein complex assembly; protein folding. The record is from RefSeq and is a predicted model, not a curated record.